UAGAAGAGGCGCAUCAUAGGGCUAAUAUAAUAAUGGUCAAUAAUGAGUUUGAGGCACUACAAGCUCAGUUACACGAUGCUAAGAAAAGGAGCGGCAAACUUGCAGAGAUUGUAGAAGUCACGUCAAAGCGUUAUUGGUGGCAAGUCCCUAUAAAUGAGCUUAAUAUAGAACAACGGGAGUGCUUGAAAUUCUCCUAUGUGGAGUUAGACAAGAAAGUUCAACUUCGUGCAACGGUUCCUGAACUUUUUGCAGAUUCGAUUUCUUUCGAUAAUCAAAAUGCAUCAGGAUUUGGUAGAGCUAAUGGUUUUCAAUCUGAUAAAUUCUUCAACAACAUGGGCUGUAGUGAUGAAUAG
Oldenlandia corymbosa var. corymbosa is the source of this 353-nucleotide messenger RNA. The record is from the annotation of a GenBank genome assembly. Lineage: Eukaryota; Viridiplantae; Streptophyta; Magnoliopsida; Gentianales; Rubiaceae.